UAAUGCCUCACUCUAUCCGCAACAUCCUCUUUGCCCAACCUUGAUAGAAAAUUCACCCGCCACACUUCAGCCACCUCUUGAUACUGUUACGAAAAUAGUCUCACAAGUACGGAGAGCGAACCAAAUACCACAAUGGCGUACCGCAAGAAGUCCCUCCUUAUUGGCAUCAACUACCACGGCUCAUCCCACGCCUUGAAUGGCUGCAUCUCCGAUAUAGAAAACAUCGCUGAAUUUCUCAGCUAUCGAGGAUACAGCGAUGACCAACGCUCUCGAGUGACCUUGAGCGACGCGCCUACCACGGAUCCCCAAGGACCGUUCUAUCCGACAGGCCACAAUAUCCUGGCAGCAAUGGACUGGUUGGUCUCUGAACCAAAUUGCACUCUCUUCCUCCACUACUCCGGCCACGGAGGCCAGAUUCACGAUGUCGACGGGAACAGAGACAAUGGCAUCGAUGACUCAAUUGUUCCGAUUGACUUCGAGCAGCGUGGACAGAUUAGCAGUACUAUUCUUCAUGAGCAUUUGGUAACAUAUAUGGCGCCCGGGUGCACUUUGUUCAUCAUUAUGGACUGUUGUCAUUCGGGUUCUGCAGUUGAGCUACCAUUUGUUUAUCGUUCGGACUCGGAUGGUAACAUCUCGCUGUUGGAUAACCUGAAGGCAGGUGUGAAAUUGGUCGGUGAAGCGCGAGACCUUAUCGAUGGUGGCUUUUCGUACAAUAAAAUGGGCGAGGCACGAGAGCUCCUUGCUGGUGCUUCAAGUUUCUUCCAAGGCCUGAGACACAUGGGUGAGCAAGAAGAGGAGGGUCUGGAGGGCGGGGAGUUUGAAGGACAAUAUGGCAGCGAAAAGAAGAUGGUGACUAUGUUUAGCGGUUGUAGGGAUGACCAAACGAGUGCGGAUGCCAGAAUCGAAGGAGAGCACACGGGCGCAAUGACUUGGGCCUUCUUGGAAGUCAUGAAGAAUGAGAGUGAGCCAACCUACGGUCAGACAUUGCAAAUGACGAGGCACAUGCUUGAUCAAAGCAAUUACACGCAGGUGCCACAGUUGAGUUGCGGUGUCGAAAUCGACUUAGAGGAUAUGCGAUUGAUGAUAUGAGGGAUGAGAAUCAUAGACGUGAAGACGCACAAAGACAUAGGCUGGUAUGCACCGAGUAUAAAUGAAAGAGAAAAGAGAACUUUGGAAAUGGUCCAGAAUUAUUUACCGAAAGUGGUCUGUUCUCGGUGGCUAAAGAGCUGAUCGCGGAACUCACUACCAUGACUGUCAAAGGAGCGAUGUCCGGGCGCCGCCAUGCAUUUAUGUAGAUUGAUACUCUGGGUAUUCGUCAUUAUCAAUCGACCUGAAGUGAAACUUCCCUUUCUUCGUGCU
Molecule: messenger RNA, 1359 nt
Organism: Aaosphaeria arxii CBS 175.79
Lineage: Eukaryota; Fungi; Ascomycota; Dothideomycetes; Pleosporales
Product: peptidase C14
Exons: 2
Coding region: 133-1089 (318 amino acids)
Biological process (GO): proteolysis
Molecular function (GO): cysteine-type endopeptidase activity
Source: RefSeq, a predicted model, not a curated record